Paraglomus brasilianum is the source of this 139-nucleotide messenger RNA. The record is from the annotation of a GenBank genome assembly. Lineage: Eukaryota; Fungi; Glomeromycota; Glomeromycetes; Paraglomerales; Paraglomeraceae.
AUGAAAGACCGUGAUGGCACGUUUCGCUUGGAGUGCGGCAUUGACGGAUGCGAUUGCAGCGAGUUCGACCCUAAGAAGGAUGCACAAGCCUGCGCGGCGUGCUCUCACAGUGCUGCCCGACAUGCAAUCAAACCGGAAG